Messenger RNA from Thrips palmi, 2431 nucleotides. Its product is annotated as protein TFG-like. The coding region runs from base 139 to 1581 and encodes 480 amino acids. NCBI's taxonomy places the organism in Eukaryota, Metazoa, Arthropoda, Insecta, Thysanoptera, Thripidae. Gene Ontology annotation, cellular component: endoplasmic reticulum exit site. The transcript has a single exon. Gene Ontology annotation, molecular function: identical protein binding. The record is from RefSeq and is a predicted model, not a curated record. Gene Ontology annotation, biological process: COPII vesicle coat assembly; endoplasmic reticulum to Golgi vesicle-mediated transport.
GCAGUCUGGUCUGCUGGUGCUGGUCUCGUCUGGUUGGCUGGACUUGGACUUCGGCCGCCGCUGUUUGGUGUUAUUCAUUUAAAUUUAUCGAAAAUAUUUGGUUAAUUCCCUCAGAAGAGAGCUACAGCCACAAGAAUCAUGAGUAGUGCAUCUGUUAAGAGUGAGACGGAGUAUCCUCAGCUUGAUUUGUCGGGCAAGUUGAUAAUUAAGGUGCAAUUGGGAGAUGACGUUCGCCGGAUACCUAUUCACAAUGAAGCCAUAACCUAUGACGAACUGGUCCUUAUGAUGCAAAGAGUUUUCCGUGGGAAGCUUAACAGCACCGACGAUAUCACAAUCAAAUAUAAGGACGAAGAUGGAGACCUAAUUACAAUCUUUGACAGUUCGGACCUGGCAUUUGCUGUUCAGUACAGUCGCAUCCUGAAACUUCUACUGCUUGUUGGGGAUCAGAAAAAUGACGGACAGCUGCAACUUCAAGCAACUCAGGUCAAUGAAGUCCGGAGGGAGCUGCAGCAGAUUCGCGACCAGGUGAAUCGACUUCUGGACUCAUUGACCAACGCCUCUCUUAGCAAUGUGUCCUCCAAGCCCUCCAAGUCUGAUAAACCUACUUAUUCAGAACAAGUACCAUCUGUUGGACAGCCACCUUCAAACAGUGUUGUUUCCUUGAAUCCCAAAGAAUUUGACCCUCUUGGGAAAACUGGGAAAGCUGUUGAUUCGGUAAACCUUGAGGCUGCAACUCAAUCUGAGGCAAGCCGCCACACAACCCCUGACAUUCAUCCCCAGCAAGCAGCCCCAGCUUCUGUUUCAUCGACUCCUCAAAGUGUUACUCCUGUAUCUGUCACGCCGCAGCCACAACAUCAACCCUUACAGCAACCUCAGCAUGUGCCUACCACUCCAAGCCAGUACUCCAUGUACCAACCACCUGUGAGUAUGCCACAGCAGCAGUCACAGCCAGCCACGGUGGAUCCGUCUCAAGCUCAGCAAGUGCGGCCUUCCCCAUACCCUCAGUACUCCCAAUACCAAGCUGCACCACAGGGCUACGGUAUGCCACCCCUUCCUCAGCAGAAUGGUGGAGCUUCUGCAGGAAUCUCCUCAGGACUCCCACCAGCGACAAGUACUGCUAACCGUGCCAUAUACCCACCAAGUUCUACUCCAACCAGUAUGCCUCUCAGAUCCCCGUACGCUCAGAUGGGUGGGGCCAUUGGCACUGAACAUGGCUCUCCUACUCAUGCUUCACGUCAACAGAUGCCUGGUUUGCCCGGUCAAGGGCAUAGUCAAAUGCCUGGAAUGCCCUCACAGGGCCAGAGUCCAAUGCCGGGACAACUCCCUGGUCAUCCAUCACCUCAUCAUCCAGGACAGCUUCCUCCUCAGCCUGGCGUAGAUUACGGCCAGCAGCAGCAGCAGCGUUACCCAUCCAUGCCGCCCAUGGGUGGUCCUCCAAGCGGACCAUUGCCAACCCAGCAGACUCCUGGAUCUAACCCAUACAGCAAGAAUGUCUAUUCAUUUGGACCGAACCUGCAGCAGACCCAGCCACAACAGCCCCCUCAGCCCCAGCAGCAGCACCAGCAGCAGCCUAGUUAUUAAUUAAAUACUAUCCAUUGACUCUGUUGUAAUAUGUUUUGUUAUUAUUUCUAACUUUUCUUUGAAUAGUCAUCUUAAUUGAACAUCAUAUGGCAAGCAAUGAUUUAUUAUUUGCCUGUGAGUUUCUAUUUCCACAGCAGUGAAUGUUAACAUUUUCCGCAUGUUAGCAUAUGAAAUUCUAUCAAUUCACUUUAUUUAUACAUAUGUAGUUAUCUUUUUCAGGCGAGUUUCAUUCCUUGAGUUCUGGCUCCUUUUUAACUCGCUUUUCAUACUUAUUCACGUUUCUUAUUUUAUCUUUGUUAAUUUGUAACUAUAGAAUACUCUUUAUUUUCCGGACAAAGAUGCUCUUCACAUUAUCACUUAUGUAGCAUUCUCCGUAGCCAAGGAUUGUGUCUCAGGGAAGAUUGUGCAGUUUGUUUUAGUCUGUAACUACAAGAAAUUAUAUUCUUCAUUAAAGUUUGAAACUAUGAAAACCUACAUGGAUAUUUUACAAUUUGGAUUGGUUAGUGUGCAAGCAGAUUAGUCAAUCGCUUGCUACUGCUUGCAAAUUACAGGCUACAUUCAAAGACUGAUAACAUUCUUUUUUAAACAAACAUUGACAUAACUGAAUUUUUUUAGUAUCCCCAUCUACUAGAUGCAUAAUAAUUUUGUUAUUGAGUGAUUCAUGCAGGCGAGGAGAGCAAGUGUAUUUAAAACUUCAUUUGUGAACCAACUUUUCAGUAGAAAUAAUGAAGAUUGUGUAUGAAUGUAAAUGUAUGUUUAAUUAAAUGUUUAGUUUAUGUUUGAUUAUAUUUUUUAUGGACAUUAUAUUAGAGGUCUAUCAUUGGAAAUAAAAUUAUCAGCUUUGUUAAAA